UCGCGAUCACGUGGGUAUUAGUUGCAAAACAAUUUGUUUCGGACAAUCGUUAUUCAAACGUGAAAUUGAUUAAACAGAACUACAUACGAUUUUCUGUUACAUCGUGCAGUCCUUUUCUCUGCUCUCCCUAGAGGUUAUGUAUGUCCAAACUUUCGCUAAGAGUAGUCGCAAAGACAUUUGAUUAAAAUAUCCAUGGACACGUGAAACAUGGAUACAGGAAACUCGACUUCCAACGACGAUUUACAAACUCCUACACGCGCUAGAACUACUCGAGGAUCACGUCAGAAGGGAGUGGACAGCGUGACGAAGAAGUUCCUACGAAAUUUCGACCCAGAACACAGCGAAAGAGAGAAACGAAAACUUCACAGACGAUUGUAUCAAGGCUACAAGAGACAUGCUUUGUACGAUGAGAAUGGCACUUACAUUCAGACAGGGGAUGAUCUGUGCGACUGUUUAAAUUUGAGCUGCGCGGGAUGUCACUAUCCAUGCAUGAAAUGCUCCUCACCAAAAUGCGGCCACGAAUGCAGGAAUAAUCGCAAGUGGACAUAUGAGUCCAUAGAAAACGAAGGCAGUGAUGGCAGUGCCAUCAUAAAGAACAAGCUGUUGAAGGAGUCUUGAACGUCGAGAUCUGUUAAUCUACUGCAAUGUAACUGAAUUACUUUUAUAAGAAUUUGAUGGCUGUGCUGUACGAGGACAUUGUUCACCAUAAAAUUGUGUAUUUCAUCCUUUCAUCGAUGUUAUUUAACUUAUUAUACAUACUGGAACUAGAAUAAUCAUAAGAUAAGAAACCAUAUAUAUGCGAGAAUA
This is a messenger RNA of Heterotrigona itama, 807 nucleotides long. Lineage: Eukaryota; Metazoa; Arthropoda; Insecta; Hymenoptera; Apidae. The record is from the annotation of a GenBank genome assembly.